This is a messenger RNA of Macaca mulatta (Rhesus monkey), 17994 nucleotides long. RefSeq names its product ring finger protein 213 (gene RNF213). NCBI's taxonomy places the organism in Eukaryota, Metazoa, Chordata, Mammalia, Primates, Cercopithecidae. Gene Ontology annotation, molecular function: ATP hydrolysis activity; metal ion binding; ubiquitin-protein transferase activity. Gene Ontology annotation, cellular component: cytosol; nucleolus; membrane. Gene Ontology annotation, biological process: negative regulation of non-canonical Wnt signaling pathway; ubiquitin-dependent protein catabolic process; sprouting angiogenesis. The record is from RefSeq and is a predicted model, not a curated record.
CCCCACCCGCGGCGCCCACCGACCCUGUUUCCCGGCUGCGGGAGGGGCCGGGGUGGGGGCAGCAGGCACCCAUGGGACCCCGGCGACAUCCCCGGAGCGCAGAGCGCUUCCGACCCGCCCAUCCCGGGGCGCGGAGGAGCUUUUGCGCCCCGGCGGUGCUGCCCCCAGGAAGUGGCCGGGGCACGGGCGGGUAGUGGACGGGGACAGCCGGACCGGGGCCUGCAGCUCCGCCCGGGAAUCCUGCGCCUGCACGAAUUGCAACAACGGAAAAGUGAAGUUGCAAAAACAGAUUCCUAACUUUUACGAGGGAGGCAUCGCCCCUUCCGGACCGCACCGCGCAGCGUCCUCCCGACUUGGCGAAGUCGCCCGAGCGUGGGGUUCAAGGCCGGAGUGGGCAGCCCUCCCGGAUGGCUGCCUGCAAGCCGGGCACCAGCGCGGGUGUUGAGUCGUCCCAGCAGGACGCAUGGAGUGUCCCUCGUGCCAUCAUGUCUCCAAGGAGGAAGCCCCCAGGUUCUGCAGCCAGUGCGGAGAGAGGCUGCCUCCUGCAGCCCCCAUAGCAGAUUCUGAGAACAAUAACUCCACAAUGGCGUCAGCCCCGGAGGGCGAAAUGGAGUGUGGGCAGGAGCUGGAGGAGGAAGGGGGCCCGUGCUUGUCCCCGGGCUCAGACAGUUGGCAAGAAAACCCUGAUGAGCCCGGUUCCGACGGCUCCUGGACCAUCCAAGAAGGAGCUGCGUCAGAGUUUUUGGUAGAUGCUACUGUAGACCUCAUAUCCGAUGAGUGGGAAGCUGCUCAUGCCAUACCCCGCAAGAGAAGGAAGCAGGACGCAGCCCCGCUUGAGGCCGCCGGCGUGCCUUCUGCAGACUGUGAGCAGAGCAAAAAGAAGAAAAGGAAGAAGAAUAAGAAUCUGAACAACUCCGCUUCCUCAGAGCUGGAUUCCUUGCCCCUGUCUCCUGCCAGCCCCUGUCAUCUGACUUUGCUUUCAAACCCGGAGCCUCAGGACGCAGCCCGGCCCCACAGCCAAGCCCAGCAGAGUGGCCCGACUGGCCAGCCGAGCCAGCCCCCGGGCACAGCCACCAUACCACUGGAGGGUGACGGUCCCUUCGUGCCCACCAAGGUUGGUGACAGCCCCCUGCAGGCUCAGGCUUUGGGAGAAGCAGGAGUGGCCACAGGAGGUGAGGCUCAGAGCAGCCGCCAACCCCAGGACCACACAGAAGGGGAGGACAAGGACGCUUCCAUCCCCUCUGGGGGCAGAGGCCUGUCCCAGGAGGGGGCCGGUCCCCCCACCUCUGCUGGUGAAGGCCGUUCUGGGAAUGAAGAUGCUGCCCAGGAGCUCCUGUUGCCUGAGUCGAAAGGGGGCAGCUCUGAGCCCGGGACAGAACCGCAGACCACCAGGCAGCAGGCGGGGACCCCAGCCUCUACGGCAGUUGAUGCUGCAGCUGAGCCAGCCAAUGCAGUUAAAGGGGCUGGGAAGGAAAUGAAAGAGAAGAUCCAGGGAAUGAAACAGCCGCCAACAACCACUGCUGCUUCCAAAACACACUGCCAGGAAGCUGAGACCAAGACCAAGGACGAGACGGCUACUGCUGGAGAAAAAGUCGGUAAAAAUGAGCAAGGGGAGCCUGAAGACCCCAAGAAGCCAGAGGGGAAGAACAAAAGUGCAGCUGCUGCGAAAAAGGAGAAGGAACAAAAAAACCAGAAAGCGGGUGUCCAGGAAGUGAAGGCAAGGACGCUGAGCCCGGGCAGAGGAGUCACCGUGUACUUCCACGCCAUCAUCUCUAAUCAUUUCUCAUUCAAUCCCGACCACCAUAAAGUCUUCAUCAGAGGCGGAGAAGAACUCGGCGAGCCGAAAUGGAGCAGGAAUGUCUGUGAGCUGCACUGCACCAGAGACUUACAUCGUGAUGGCAUUCUUGUUGAAGGCAGCGCCGUCAUUUCCAAGAAAUACCUAAAUAAAUACAUUCCUUACAAGUACGUCAUUUGUAAUAACAAGGGCUCUGCUGAGUUUGAGUUCAUCUACAAGCGCCAGCAGAAGGAGGGCGAGCACGUCAACCGCUGUCUGUUCAUAAAAUCUUCACUUUUGGGCUCAGGAGACUGGCAUCAGUACGAUGACAUAGUUUGUAUGAGGCCUCCCGGGAAAUUUCAGAAAGUCAUGAACCAUAUCGCAGACUUCACGAGGAAGGACCUGGUGAAGGGGAAGCAGAUUGCCGCCACGGUCAUGCUGGAUGGCAUCUUCAGCAUCCUGCAGACCUGGGACACCAUCAACCUCAACAACUUCUUCACCCAGUUCCAGCAGUUUUAUUUUGUCGUGCGGCAGCCUAUGAUUUAUGAAGGACACGCACAGCCGUGGACCGCUUUGCAGUACGGGGAGAAAGAGGUGAAGAAAGACCUGUGGGAAUAUCUGCAGAAGCACAUGGCACCAUUUCUGGAGAGAAAAAGCGUGGACCUUUUCCCUAAAGACUGCCCAGUGAGGAGUAAACUGAAAAUGGGCCUCAUUGUCCUUUUUGUGGUGGAAAAAUUUCAGUUAGAAGACAACCUGACCUCAGUGUGUCACCUCCUGUCCUCGGAUGCCAGCUCACCAGAUGAGCUUCACAGUGACCUAAGCCACAUCCUUGGGACAUCUCAGAGCUGGCGGCUGUACCUGGUGAACCUGUGCCAAAGGUGCAUGGACAAAAGUAUGUACCACUGGCUGGGCACCCUGCCUGUCCUGCACUGCUGUAUGGAACUGCUUCCGCGGCACAAGGACGCCUGGAGCCAGCCUGAGGACACCUGGGCCGCUCUGGAGGGAAUCUCUUUCUCACAGUUCCGGGAACAAACGCAAGAUACGAGCUUCUUACUUCGGUUUAUGAGCCAGAAUAAGCAUUUGCUGAGCGUGGAUGAGCCCCUCUUCCGAUCCUGGUUUAGUCUGCUACCUCUGAGUCACCUGGUUCCGUAUAUGGAAAACUUCAUUGAGCACCUGGGUCAUUUUCCUGCUCAUGUCCUGGACUGUUUUCUAGGAACUUACUACCGCCUGCGGGGACUUCAGAAAAUCUCCUCCCGGAAUAUGCAGGAUGUUCUGAACAUUUUAAAAAUGCUGUUGCACCUCCUGGACACUUACCAGGACAAGAUUCCCGAGGAGGCCUUGUCACCAUCCUACCUGACGGUGUGUCUGAAGCUGCACGAAGCCGUCUGCAGCAGCACAAAGACACAUGAGUUUUAUGAGCUGCCAGCCUUAUCUGCCGAGAUUGUCUGCAGGAUGAUUAUACUUCUAUCUCUGGUGGAUUCUGCAGGACAGGGAGAUGAAACUGGAAAUAAUUCAGUCCAAACAGUCUUCCAAGGGACCCUUACUGCUACGAAAAGGUGGCUCCGAGAAGUUUUUACAAAUAACAUGCUCGUAUAUUCAGGUGUCUCCUUCACAUACCACAAGGAAAUUGAGGUCUGGAGGCGGCUGGUGGAAAUCCACUUCCCCGUGGAGCAUGGCUGGAAGGAGUCGUUGCUGGAAGACAUGGAAUGGAGGCUCAAACAGGAGAAGCCCCUCUCCCAGAUCACUGCCUACUGCAGUAGUCACUGGGACAGCGAAGGCUUAGAGGACAGUGUGGCCAAGACCUUUGAGAAAUGCAUCAUUGAAGCCGUGAGCUCAGCCUGCCAGUCUCAGACCAGUAUCCUUCGGGGGCUCUCUUGCUAUAAUCUGCAGAAAUUUGGUACCCUCUUGUCUGCUGUGAUCACCAAGUCCUGGCCUAGGAACAAUGGGGAAGCCGUGGACAACUUGGAUGACAUUUUAAAACAUCUGCUCACGUGGGCAGAUGUCAAGCAUCUCUUCAAAUUGUGUGGAACCAAUGAGGAAAUACUAGCAAAUAUUACAGAGGAUGGCAAGAAGUUGAUGGGUGCUGCUGACUCUGUGUUCACGAAAAUUGCUGGUGACCUCCGAAAUGGAACGAUUUUAGUUGGACAACUGGAGCUGAUUAUAAAGCACAAGAAUCAGUUUCUUGACAUCUGGCAACUGAAGGAAAAAAGUGUUUCACCCCAGGAUGACAAACGUACUAUGGAGGAAGCACUGAAUUGGAGAACGGAGGAACUGUUAUUUCUAGAGAAAGAGAAAAGAUGUGUUGAUAGUCUCCUGAAGAUGUGUGGGAAUGUGAAACACCUAAUACAAGUGGACUUUGGAGAACUUGCAACAAGACACUCACAAGACCUCAGCAGUAAAAGAUUAAACGAAGCCGUGACGGUGAGACCGCCCACCUCCUCAAACUCACAGAGGGAAACGCAUUACCACCUGAGCUCCCAGGUCCGAGAAAUGGCUGGAAAGAUCGACUUGCUCAGAGACAGCCACAUCUUCCAGAUCUUUUGGCGGAAAGCCGCAGAGCCACUGAGUGAGCCUCGGGAAGAACAGGAAGCCGCAGAGUUGCUGAGCGAGCCCGAAGAAGAAUCAGAAAAGCACAUCCUUAAGCUUGAAGAGGUGUACGACUAUUUGUAUCAGCCUUCUUACAGAAAGUUCAUUAAACUGUACCAGGAUCUAAAGUCAGGAGAGGUCACCCUUGCAGAGAUUGAUGUCAUCUUCAAGGACUUUGUGAAUAAAUACACGGACCUGGCUUCAGAACUUAAGAUCAUGUGCACUGUGGACCACCAGGGCCAACGUGAUUGGAUCAAGGAGCGAGUCGAACAGAUCAAGGAAUACCAUCACCUGCACCAGGCCGUCCACGCAGCCAAGGUCAUCUUGCAGGUCAAAGAGAGCUUGGGACUGACCGGUGACUUCAGUGUUCUCAACACUUUACUAAAUUUUACUGAUGACUUUGACAAUUUUGGCCAUGAAACCCUGGACCAAAUCAACCAGGAGCUCAUCCAGGCCAAAAAGCUGCUCCAGGACAUCAGCGAGGCCCGGUGCGAGGGGCUGAAGGCUCUGUCCCUGAGGAAGGAGUUCAUCCGCUGGGUCCGGGAGGCUCUUGGAGGCAUCAACGAGCUGAAGGUGUUUGUGGACCUGGCCUCCAUCUCAGCGGGGGAGAAUGACAUUGACGUGGACCGGGUGGCCUGUUUCCAUGACGCCGUGCAGGGCUACGCAUCCCUGCUGUUUAAGCUGGACCCCAGGGUGGGCUUCGAUGCAUUCAUGAAGCAUCUGAAAGAGCUGUGGAAGGCUCUGGACAAUGACCAGUACCUGCCCAGGAAACUGUGUGACUCUGCCAGGAACCUGGAGUGGCUGAAGACUGUGAAGGAGAGUCAUGGGUCUGUGGAACUCUCAUCCCUGACCCUGGCCACGGCCAUCAACCAGAGAGGCAUGUAUGUGAUCCAUGCACCCAAAGGUGGCCAAAAGAUUUCCCCAGACACGGUUCUGCACUUGGUCCUUCCUGGGAUCCCUGGCAGCCACGAGGAGCCACGGGAGUACUGUUUAGAGGAGCUGAAGGAGCUUUUGAACAAGUUGAUGCUGAUGUCUGGCAAGAAGGAUCAUAACAACACGGAAGUGGAGAGGUUUUCAGAGGUCUUCUGCAGCGUGCAGAGGCUCAGCCAGGCCUUCAUCGACCUGCGCUCUGCUGGGAAUAUGCUGUUCAGGACCUGGACCGCCAAGGCCUACUGCUCCCCCAAGCAGGGUGUGUCCAUCCGAAUGAACUUUGGCUUGGAGCUGGUGACGGAGCUGGUGGAGGGUGGAGAUGUCACUGAGCUGCUGGCAGCCCUCUGCAGGCAGAUGGAACACUUCCUUGACAGCUGGAAGAAAUUCGUGACCCAGAAGCGGACGGAGCACUUCUACCUGAACUUCUACACGGCAGAGCAGCUGGUUUCCCUGAGCACUGAGCUCAGGAAGCAGCCUCCCAGUGACGCCGCUCUAACGAUGCUGUCCUUCAUCAAAAGCAACUGCACCCUGAUGGAUGUCUUAAGGGCCUCUGUGGGGUGCGAGAGUGAGGCCGCCAGGUACCGUGUGAGGACAGUCACGGAAGAGCUCCCACUGAUGCUCUUCUCGGAGUUCAGCCUGGCGGACAAGCUAAGGGUCAUCAUGGAGCAGUCCAUGGAGUGCCUUCCUGCCUUCCUGCCCGACUGCCUCGACCUAGAGACCCUUGGCCGCUGUCUGGCUCACCUGGCGGGGAUGGGUGGGUCUCCCGUGGAGCGGCAUCUCCCGAGAGGUCUGCAAGUCGGCCAGCCCAACUUGGUUGUGUGUGGCCACUCGGAGGUGUUGCCAGCCGCCCUGGCUGUCUACAUGCAAACCCCGAGCCAGCCCCUGCCCACCUACGAUGAGGUGCUGCUCUGCACCCCGGCAACCACCUUUGAGGAGGUGGCACUGCUGCUGCGCCGCUGCCUGACCCCGGGCUCCCCGGGGCACAAGGUCUACAGCCUGCUGUUCGCAGAUCAGCUGAGCUACGAGGUGGCGCGUCAAGCCGAGGAGCUCUUCCAGAAACUGUGCAUGCAGCAGCACCGCGAAGACUACCAGCUCGUCAUGGUCUGCGAUGGGGACUGGGAGCAUUGCUACCUCCCCUCUGCCUUCAGCCAGCACAAGGUCUUCGUCACCCCCCAGGCACCCCUCGAGGCCAUCCAAGCCUACCUGGCAGAUCACUACCGGGUCCCGAAGCAGACCCUGUCGGCGGCGGCCGUGUUCAAGGACCGCCUGUGUGUUGGGAUCGUGGCCUCCGAGCGAGCAGGUGUUGGAAAGUCUCUCUACGUGAAGAGGUUGCACGACAAGCUAAAGAUACAGUUAAACAGGAAAAAGGUGCCUCUGAAAACGAUUCGACUGAUCGACCCUCAGGUGGAUGAGAGCCAAGUCCUGGGUGCCCUGCUGCCCUUCCUGGACGCGCAGUAUCAGAAGGUCCCCAUGCUCUUUCAUUUGGACGUGACCUCCUCAGUGCAGACUGGAAUUUGGGUGUUUCUUUUCAAGCUCCUCAUUUUACAAUACUUAAUGGAUAUAAACGGGAAAAUGUGGCUUCGGAACCCCUGCCAUUUGUAUAUCAUUGAAAUCCUGGAAAGGAGGACGUCAGUGCCGUCGAGGAGGUCUUCCAAGCUGCGUACACGUGUCCCCCAGUUCAGUUUUCUUGACAUCUUCCCAAAAGUCACCUGCAGGCCUCCCAAAGAGGUGAUAGACAUGGAGCUGAGUCCUCAGAGGGGUGACACAGAGCCUGGGAUGGAUCAGUGGGAGUUCUGCAGCGAAACUUUCCAAAGACCUUACCAAUAUUUAAGACGAUUCCAUCAAAACCAAGACCUAGACAUGUUUGAGUAUCAGGAAGGCUCUGUCGAAGGCACCCCGGAGGAAUGCCUCCAGCAUUUCCUGAUUUACUGCGGGGUAAUAAACCCAUCCUGGUCAGAGCUUCGGAACUUUGCUCGGUUCCUGAAUUAUCAGCUCCGAGAUUGCGAGGCGUCUCUCUUCUGUAAUCCGAGUUUUAUUGGCGACACACUGAGAGGCUUCAAGAACUUUGUGGUGACCUUCAUGAUCUUUAUGGCAAGAGAUUUUGCCACACCAACACUCCAUACCUCUGACCAAAGCCCGGGGAAGCACAUGGUCACCAUGGAUGGGGUUAAGGAAGAAGAUCUAGCACCCUUCUCUCUCCGGAAGAGGUGGGAGUCGGAGCCUCACCCAUACGUUUUCUUCAAUGACGACCGCACCACCAUGACGUUCAUCGGCUUCUAUCUGCAGCCCAACAGCAAGGGCAGUGUCGACGCCAUCAAUCACUUGACUGGGAAGGUCAUCAAGAGAGAUGUCAUGACCAUGGACCUGUAUCAGGGGCUGCUGCUCCAGAGGGUGCCCUUCAAUGUCGACUUUGAUAAACUGCCCAGACACGAGAAACUUGAGAGGCUCUGCCUGACCUUAGGGAUCCGCUGGGCCAUUGACCCGGACGAAACGUAUGAGCUCACGACAGACAAUAUGCUUAAGAUCCUUGCCAUUGAGAUGCGGUUCCGGUGUGGGAUCCCGGUUAUCAUCAUGGGAGAAACUGGCUGUGGCAAAACCAGGCUUAUUAAAUUCCUUAGCGACCUGCGGCGUGCUGGUGCCGAUGCUGACACCAUAAAGCUGGUCAAGGUGCAUGGAGGAACAACCGCAGACAUGAUCUACUCCAGAGUCAGGGAGGCUGAAAAUGUGGCCUUCGCCAAUAAGGAUCAACAUCAGUUGGACACCAUCUUGUUUUUUGAUGAAGCCAACACCACGGAAGCUGUAAGCUGUAUCAAAGAAGUCCUGUGUGAUCGUACGGUGGACGGCCAGCCCCUGGCUAGGGACUCUGGCCUGCAUAUUAUAGCCGCCUGCAACCCAUACCGGAAGCACUCUGAGGAGAUGAUCUGCCGUUUGGAGUCAGCUGGUUUGGGCUACAGGGUGAGUGCAGAGGAGACGGCCGACAAGCUGGGCUCCAUUCCUCUGAGGCAGCUGGUGUACCGAGUCCACGCUCUGCCCCCGAGCCUGAUUCCUCUGGUGUGGGACUUUGGACAACUGAGUGACGCUGCUGAAAAGCUCUACAUCCAGCAGAUUGUCCAGAGACUGGUUGACUCCAUCAGCCUAGAUGAAAACGAGACUCGCGUGAUCACAGAAGUCCUCUGCGCCUCUCAGGGUUUCAUGAGGAAAAGAGAAGAUGAGUGUGGUUUUGUCAGCCUCAGGGACGUGGAGCGUUGUGUGAAAGUUUUCAGAUGGUUCCACGAGCACAGUGCGAUGCUCUUAGCGCAGCUGAAUUCCUUUCUCUCCAAGUCCAGCGUCAGCAAAAAUCACCUUGAGAGAGAUCCCGUCCUCUGGUCGUUGAUGCUGGCCGUCGGGGUGUGUUACCACGCCUCUUUAGAAAAGAAAGACUCAUAUCGGAAGGCCAUCGCCAGGUUCUUUCCAAAACCGUAUGACGACAGCAGGCUGCUUCUGGAUGAAAUAACGCGGGCACAGGAUCUUUUUCUGGACGGCAUACCUCUGAGGAAAACCAUCGCCAAGAACUUGGCCUUGAAGGAGAACGUCUUCAUGAUGGUCAUCUGCAUCGAGCUGAAGAUUCCCCUCUUCCUGGUGGGGAAGCCCGGCAGCUCCAAGUCCCUCGCCAAGACCAUCGUGGCCGACGCCAUGCAGGGCCCGGCCGCCUACUCAGAUCUCUUCCGCAGCCUGAAGCAGGUCCACCUGGUGUCGUUCCAGUGCAGCCCGCACUCCACCCCACAGGGCAUCAUUGGCACCUUCCGGCAGUGUGCCCGCUUUCAGCAGGGGAAGGACCUGCAGCAGUAUGUCUCCGUGGUGGUGUUAGAUGAGGUGGGGCUGGCGGAAGACUCGCCCAAAAUGCCCCUGAAGACUCUGCACCCGCUGCUGGAAGAUGGAUGCAUUGAAGACGAUCCCGCCCCCCACAAAAAGGUUGGCUUUGUGGGCAUCUCCAACUGGGCCCUUGACCCUGCCAAGAUGAACCGGGGCAUUUUCGUGUCACGCGGCAGCCCCAACAAGCGAGAGCUCAUAGACAGUGCCAAGGGCAUCUGCUCCUCAGACAGCCUCAUCCAGGACCGAAUCCAAGGGUACUUUGCGUCCUUUGCCAAAGCCUACGAAACGGUGUGUGAGAACCAGGACAAGGAAUUCUUUGGGCUUCGUGACUACUACAGCCUCAUCAAAAUGGUCUUUGCUGCAGCGAAGGCUUCAAAUAGAAAGCCUUCCCCGCAAGACAUUGCACAGGCUGUCCUUAGGAACUUCAGUGGCAAGGAUGACAUCCAUGCUUUAGACAUCUUCCUGGCCAAUUUGCCCGAGGCCAAGUGCUCAGAGGAAGUGAGUCCCCUGCAGCUGAUCAAACAGAACAUCUUUGGGCCUUCUCAGAAGGUCCCGGGUGGACAGCUGGAAGAUGCUGAGUCCCGCUACUUACUCUUGCUGACCAAAAACUACGUGGCACUGCAGAUCCUGCAGCAGACGUUCUUCAAGGAGGACCAGCAGCCGGAGAUCAUUUUUGGUUCUGGUUUCCCCAAGGACCAGGAGUACACCCAGAUCUGCAGAAACAUCAAUCGUGUGAAGAUCUGCAUGGAAACAGGCAAGAUGGUGGUGCUCCUCAACCUGCAGAACCUCUACGAGAGCCUCUACGACGCGCUCAACCAGUACUACGUCCACCUCGGCGGCCAGAAGUACGUGGACCUCGGUCUGGGGACCCACCGCGUCAAAUGUCGGGUUCACCCCAACUUCCGCCUGAUCGUCAUUGAAGAGAAAGACAUCGUGUACAAACACUUUCCCAUCCCCCUCAUUAACCGGCUGGAGAAGCACUAUCUGGACAUCAACACGGUGCUGGAGAAAUGGCAGAAGAGCGUCGUGGAGGAGCUCCGUGCGUGGGUGGAGAAGUUCAUCGAUGUCAAAGCAGAGCAUUUCCUGAACAGGCACAAAUACAGCCCCUCUGACGUCUUCAUCGGCUACCACUCGGAUGCCUGCGCCUCUGUGGUGCUGCAGGUCAUAGAGAGGCAGGGUCAUAGAGAGGCCUUGACGGAGGAACUUUACCAGAAGGUGGCUGAGGAGGCCAGACUGAUCCUGCUGAACUGCGCUACGCCCGAUGCCGUGGUCCGGCUGAGCGCCUCCUCGCUGGGCUCGUUCCCAGGGAAGUCGCUGUCACAGGAGUACUUCUACAGACAGAGGCACAACUCCUUUGCAGAUUUCCUUCAGAUGCACCUGCACACGACAGACCUGGAGCGCCAUGCCAUCUUCACAGAGAUCACCACUUUCUCCAGGCUGCUAACAAGUCACGACUGUGAAAUUUUAGAAUCAGAAGUCACAGGCAGGGCUUCGAAACUCACACUCCUGUGGCUGCAGCGGUUUGACACGGAGAUCUCAUUCCUCAAAGAAGUCCGAAACUGUUUAAUGAAUACAGCCAAAUGUAAAAUCCUCAUUAUUCAGACAGAUUUUGAAGAUGGAAUCCAUAGUGCCCAACUCAUUGCCUCAGCUAAGUAUUCUGCUAUAAAUGAAAUCAACAAAAUACAAGAAAACGAGGACCGUAUCUUCGUCUAUUUCAUCACAAAACUGUCCCGGAUGGGAAGAGGAACAGCUUAUGUGGGCUUCCAUGGAGGGCUGUGGCAGUCUGUCCACAUCGAUGACCUCCGGAGAUCCACCCUCAUGGUUUCAGAUAUGACCAGGCUGCAGAGUGUCACCAUCAGCCAGCUGUUCGCGCCCGGAGACUUGCCUGAGUUGGGCUUGGAACACCGGGCAGAAGACGGCCGUGAGGAGGCGAUGGAAACGGAGGCCAGCACGUCAGGGGAGGUGGCAGAGGAGGCCAUGGAAACAGAAGGUUCUGAGAAGGUGGGAAAGGAAACCUCUGAACUCGGAGGCAGUGACGUGUCGAUCCUGGACACCACCAGGCUGCUGAGGAGCUGUGUGCAGAGCGCCGUGGGCAUGCUCAGAGACCAGAACGAGAGCUGCACGCGCAAUAUGCGGAGGGUGGUGCUCCUCCUGGACCUCUUAAACGAGGACAGCACGUGCCACGCCUGUUUCUUGCGGGUAUCCAAGAUGCGCCUCAAUGUCCUUUUAAAGACGCAAGAAGAGAGCCAGUUGCACACUCUGGAGUGGGUGGCGAGAGAAGCCUGCAACCAGGACGCCCUCCAGGAGGCGGGCACAUUCAGGCACACCCUCUGGAAGCGGGUCCAAGGUGCUGUCACCCCUCUGCUGGCGAGCAUGAUAUCAUUCAUCGACAGAGACGGCAACCUUGAGCUACUGACUAGGCCAGAUACUCCGCCCUGGGCAAGAGACCUUUGGAUGUUUAUUUUCAGUGACAUGAAGCUUCUGAACAUUCCUCUUGUGAUGAAUAAUGCAAGACAUAAAGGUGAGAUGGCCUACAUCAUGGUGCAGAACUACAUGAACCUUUCCGAGAACGCUUCCAACAACGUACCUUUCAGCUGGAGAAUCAAGGACUAUCUGGAGGAGCUGUGGGUCCAGGCUCAGUACAUCACAGACGCAGAAGGACUGCCAAAGAAGUUCGUGGACAUCUUUCAGCAGACUCCUCUGGGCAGGUUUCUCGCCCAGCUCCAUGGAGAGCCGCAGCAGGAGCUUCUUCAGUGUUACUCGAAGGACUUCAUUCUCUUGACCAUGCGUGUGGCAACGGAGGAGGAGUUAGAGUUUCUGCAGAUGGCUCUGUGGUCCUGCAUUAGGGAACUGAAAGCGGCGUCAGAAGCGCCGGAGGAAGAGGUUUCCUUACCGUGGGUGCACCUUGCCUACCAGCGUUUCAGAAGCCGGCUGCAGAACUUCUCCAGGAUCCUGACCAUCUACCCUCAGGUUCUCCACAGCCUGACGGAAGCCCCUCGGAACCAUGAGCUGGCUGGAUGUGAGAUGACCCUGGACGCGUUUGCCGCGAUGGCCUGCACGGAGAUGCUGACGAGAGACACCCUGAAGCCCAGUCCCCAGGCGUGGCUACAGUUGGUGAAGAAUCUUUCUGUGCCACUGGAGCUCAUCUGUUCCGAUGGGCACAUGCAAGGCAGUGGGAGCCUGGCCCAGGCUGUCAUCAGGGAAGUCAGAGCCCAAUGGAGUCGGAUUUUCUCCACCGCACUCUUUGUGGAGCAUGUGCUCCUAGGAACCGAGAGCCGGGUCCCCGAGUUAUGCAGGCUGGUGACCGAGCACGUCUUCUUACUAGACAAGUGUCUUCGAGAGAACUCCGACGUCAAGAUGCACAGGCCUUUUGAGGCCGUGAUGAGCACCCUCUGUGAAUGCAAGGAGAGAGCCAGCAAGACCCUCAGCAGGUUUGGGGUCCAGCCGUGCCCCAUCUGCCUGGGAGAUGCACAGGACCCUGUCUGUCUGCCCUGUGACCACGUGUACUGCCUGCGCUGCCUCAGGGCCUGGUUUGCCCCAGGGCAGAUGAUGUGCCCCUACUGUUUAACUGACUUGCCAGACAAUUUCUCUCCAACUGUUUCCCAAAGGCACAGGGAAGUCAUUGAAAAGCAUGCCCGCUUCCGGCAGAUGUGCAACAGCUUCUUCGUAGACCUGGUGUCCACCAUGUGCUUCAAGGACAACGCUCCGCCUGAGAAGGAAGUGAUUGAGAGCCUGCUCUCUCUCCUCUUCGUCCAAAAGGAGCUCUUAAGAGACGCUCCCCAGAGACGCCGUGAACACACAAAAUCUCUCUCUCCAUUCAAUGAUGUUGUGGAUAAGACUCCUGUCAUCCGCUCAGUGAUACUGAAACUGCUUUUGAAGUACAGCUUCGAUGAUGUAAAAGAUUAUAUUCAGGAUUACUUGACCCUGUUAAAAAAGAAAGCAUUCAUAAUUGAAGAUAAAACUGAACUGUACAUGCUCUUCAUCAACUGCCUGGAGGAUUCAAUACGUGAGAAGACCAGUGCUUGCUCCAGAAAUGAUGAACUGAACCACCUAAGAGAGGAAGGUCGUUUCCUUAACACGUAUUCUCCAGUAAGACGUGGCCGAGAGCCGGCCAACGAGGCCUCAGUUGAAUACCUGCAAGAGGUGGCCUGGAUCCGCCUCUGCCUGGACAGAGCUUCAGAUUUCCUCUCGCAGCCUGAGGGAGACCCAGGGAUGGCCGAGGAGAAGCAGUGCUACCUGCAGCAAGUCAAGCACUUCUGCACCCGGGUGGAAAACGACUGGCACCGGGUGUACCUGGUGCGGAAGCUCAGCAGCCAGCGCGGGAUGGAGUUCGUGCAGGGCCUCUCCAAGCCCGGCCAUCCGUGCCAGUGGGUGUUCCCCAAGCAAGUCAUUGAGCAGCAGAAGGACCACCCAGGCCAGAUGGAUAGGUACCUGGUGUACGGCGAUGAAUACAAGGCUCUCCGUGAUGCUGUGGCCAAAGCUGUCCUCGAGUGCAAGCCGCUGGGCAUUGAGACUGCUCUGAAGGCCUGCAAGACCCCCCAAAGCCAGCAGUCAGCCUACUUCCUGUUAACACUGUUUAGAGAGGUGGCUAUUUUGUAUAGAUCCCACAAUGCAAGCCUCCACCCCACGCCAGAGCAAUGUGAAGCUGUGAGCAAAUUCAUUGGCGAAUGCAAGAUCCUUUCACCUCCUGAGAUCAGCCAUUUUGCAACAUCGCUCGUGGACAAUUCUCUGCCAUUGUUGAGGGCGGGCCCCAGUGACAACCACCUUCAGGGAACAGUGACAGAAAUGGCCAUUCAUGCUGCAGCCAUCCUUCUGUGUGGACAGAAUAAAGUCUUGGAACCCCUAAAGAAUCUGGCCUUCUCCCCAGCCAACAUGGCGCAUGCUUUUCUUCCAACCAUGCCUGAAGACUUGCUGGCUCAAGCUCGGAGGUGGAAGGGUCUGGAGGGAGUCCACUGGUACACUUGUCCCAACGGCCAUCCUUGCUCCGUGGGAGAGUGUGGCAAGCCGAUGGAACAGAGCACCUGCAUUGACUGCCAUGCGCCGAUUGGAGGCAUUAAUCACAGACCUCAGGACGGCUUUAACCUGGUCAGCAACAGCACAGACAGAACGCAGACCGGCCACGUGCUAGGUGACCCGCAGCAGAGAGACAUGGUGACGUGUGACCGAGGGCUGCCCCCAGUGGUCUUCAUCCUUAUCCGGCUACUCACUCACUUGGCUCUGCUUCUGGGAGCUUCCCAGAGUUCCCAGGCUCUGAUAAACAUCAUUAAGCCUCCAGUGAGGGAUCCAAAAGGCUUUCUGCAGCAGCACAUCCUGAAGGACCUGGAGCAGUUGACCAAGAUGCUGGGACACAGUGCCGACGAGACCAUCAGUGUGGUCCACCUCGUCUUGCGCAGGCUUCUCCAAGAGCAGCACCAGCUCUCUGGCAAAAGGUUUUUAAAUUUUGACACAAGAUUGUCAACCAAAGAAAUGAGGAACAACUGGGAAAAGGAAAUCGCAGCUGUGAUUUCUCCUGAACUGGAGCAUCUAGAUAAAACCCUUCCCACCAUGAAUAUUCUCAUCAGCCAAGAUAAGCGUAUCAGCUCUAACCCUGUGGCCAAAAUAAUAUAUGGUGACCCAGUGACCUUCCUGCCCCACCUGCCCCGGAAAAGUGUGGUCCAUUGCUCUAAGAUUUGGAGCAGCAGAAAAAGAAUUACAGUUGAGUACCUCCAGCACAUUGUGGAACAGAAAAAUGGCAAAGAAAGAGUGCCCAUCCUCUGGCAUUUCCUGCAGAAGGAAGCAGAGCUGAGGCUGGUGAAGUUCCUGCCUGAGAUUUUGGCCCUGCAAAAAGGUCUAGUGAAGCGGUUCCAGAACGUCCCGCAAGUUGAAUACAGCUCCAUCAGAGGCUUCCUCAGCAGCCACAGCUCAGAGGGGCUGAGGCAGCUACUUCAGAAGAGAAUCACAAUCUUCCUCUCAACAUGGAACAAACUGAGGAGAUCGCUUGAGACGAACGGCGAGAUCAACCUACCCAAAGACUACUGCAGCACUGACUUGGAUCUGGACGCUGAUUUUGAGAUCCUCUUGCCACGCCGACGGGGCCUGGGCCUCUGUGCUACCGCUCUUGUCAGCUACUUGAUUCGCCUACACAAUGAAAUUGUCUACGCGGUGGAAAAACUCUCCGAGGGAAACAAUAGCUAUUCCGUGGAUGCCGCCGAUGUCACUGACCUGCAUGUCAUCAGUUACGAAGUAGAGCGGGACCUGACUCCACUGAUUCUCUCCAACUGCCAGUACCAGGUGGAGCAGGGCAGAGAGACCCUGCAGGAGUUCGACCUGGAGAAGAUUCAGCGGCAGAUCCUCAGCCGCUUCCUCCAGGGCAAGCCCCGGCUGAGCCUCAAGGGAAUACCCACUCUGGUAUACAGACACGACUGGAACUACGAACAUCUCUUUAUGGACAUCAAGAACAAAAUGGCGCAGGACUCCCUCCCCAGCUCGGUCAUUAGUGCCAUCAGUGGACAGCUGCAGUCCUACAGCGAUGCCUGUGAAGCGCUGUCCGUCGUAGAAGUCACUCUGGGGUUUCUGAGCACAGCUGGUGGGGAUCCAAACAUGCACCUGAAUAUGUAUAUUCAAGACGUCCUGAGAAUGGGUGAUCAGACGACUCACGUGUCAAAGGCCUUAGACAGAUGCCAGUUAAAACACACCAUUGCCCUCUGGCAGUUCCUGUCUGCUUAUAAGUCUGAACAGCUGCUGCGGCUGCAGAAAGAGCCAUUUGGGGAAAUCAGUUCAAGAUACAAAGCAGAUCUGAGCCUAGACGAUGCUAAGCUCCUCAGCACAUUCCUAAAUCAGAUUGGCCUAGACGCCUUCCUGCUGGAGCUGCACGAAAUGAUCAUCUUGAAACUAAAGAACCCCCAAACUGAGGGGAGCUUCAACCCUGAGUGGAGCCUGAGAGACACUCUGGUAAGUUACAUGGAAACUAAAGAAAAUGAAAUUCUUCCUGAAAUGGAAUCUCAGUUCCCAGAAAAGAUACUGCUCGCCAGCUGUGUCUCAGUGUGGAAAACAGCUGCUGUGCUGAAACGGGAUCGACAAAUGAGAUAGAAUUAUUUCCUCAGCUGUCUUCGGAUGGCGUGGGAGAGAAGGCUCCUCUCUCCUCUCCUGCGGUGUGGACUUCAUCACGGACUGGUGCUUUUGCAUUCAGAAGGAAAGCUGUCAGCAUAGUACCGAAUUCAAGACCAAGGCGUGCUACAUGAGCUGACAGCUUUUUGAAGGCCGAGCUGUUUCUGGACCAUGUGUGUACAUGUUCUGAAACUUUCUCAUGAGUACUGUUCAUUGGGAAUGACAAUGAAGAUUAGAUGAAAUUGGAAAUAAACCAAUAUUGUUUACAUUCCAAGAGACAAGUAGCUCAGCCACACUCGCAGCAAUGAUCUGUGCCCGCUCGCCUCUGGCACUGCCCACCCCUUUUUUUCUAACUCUGUACUCACAGAAGAAAAUCUCAUUUUCUUCUUUCUUCCAUUCCCUUAAAUUCUGAGUAUUGUACAUAGAUUUCUGGGUUUCCAAGAUGAUGUGAAAAACUGCCAGACUGUUUUUCGUCUUCUCACAAAGACAAGAAAAAUCAGGGCAUUUUAUGAGUGCCUUAAGAUCAAACUAACCAGAUCUGACCCACGCCCUCCCAAUGAGUCACAGACCGAUUUUAGAGGGUCAGAGCCAAAAGCCUCACUGUGAAAAGCACUGGACUUGGACCAGGGACACCAUCAGGGCCUUGGUUUCCUCAUGCUUAAAAUGGAGAGUGGACUAAUCACCAAAGAUUCUUCUGAUCUAAUAUUUUGAAAUUGUAAGAGAAAACUAGAUGACUGUAAACUCGGUCACAGGCCUGGUUCUGGCAGUUCUUUGGGGAGUUUUUGUGGCAUUAUGCCAAAUAAACAUGCAGUCUCAGCGUGCUCUCGCUUGUGUGAGUAUGUAGUCCUUUGUGUGGUUCUCGGCCACGGCAUAAAAACUGAGACUCAGCACAUCAAAAUCAGUUACGUUUCCGAAAGAGGGAAGAGUCCCCGGGUCCGGAUCUCGUGCUGCUUUUCUCACUGAAGUGCUGCCUUUUUUCUUUCCAAAAUCUGCUUUGAUACUUAGGACCUCUCUGGACUAAUUUCUCUUCCUAGACAGCUCAGCACAGCUGUUGAUAAGUUAGAGGCAGUAUCCUUAAUAUUCAUUCUAAACGAGUUAACGACUUAACUUGAAAUUGGGCCCAAGGAGUGAGAGCUACAAAAAUAGAAAAUGCUUGUUCAGGACUCAGCCAUGCACACCUUGCGCAGCGCUGGCAGGAGGCACGGAAGGAGCUGUGCUCCGUUCUCCUCACUGUGAUGGUGCCGCCACAGGGUCUGAUGAAGGGCAGAGUGACCCAGACUGCAGGCAGGAACUGACUUACACAGUCCCUGGCAUUUAGUCAUCCGUGAUUGUUUUAUCAUUCUGGACUGUGCAGAGCCACCUGCCACCGAGAUCUGCAUUCCGACUGCCUGUGAGCGGGUGUGGGGGCCAGGGGCUGGCCUGCUGAAGUCUUCAAACUUGCACUCGGAGCUCCUUUGAUACCUCAGGGCUGGCCGUGAGGUGGCAGCUCAAACCCAGACUCGCUUGGCCACACCUCAGCAGCAGGGAGUCCACUGUCAGCCUCUUUCUGUUAAGGCUUUUUUUUUUCCUUUGGCCUGGGAAUUUUUCCCAUUUUUAUGAAGAGUUUUAAACUGUUUCAUUUUGUACGCUGUGCUUCAAAGCCUUAACUGUCAUAUCUUGCAUUAUGUUGUUUGUACAUAAAUAUACUGGCCUAGCAGAGGCAAAACAAAGUGAAUUUUAUUUUACUUGUCAUACCUGUCUUAAUAAACCAGAGUUUUGCUGCUAAA